GUAACUUAUGUCGAGCAUCUCGUAAGAGUGCCAAGGACAUGGGUGGAUGCUUGAUGUUGUUACAGAUAUGGUCAUGGGAGCACAUUCAUAUAGGGAGGCCCAUUAUUCGGACGGUUCGACCGGAUGGGCAACAUGAUCAGGAAGAUGACGCGGAUGAUUUUGAACCGAUAUUAGGGUCACAGCAUCGGCGCGGGAUGGAUCCUUUGGCAGUAAGCUGGCUUCGCGUAUAUCUUUCGAGAUCCCACUCCCCACAUACUCUCGUCUACUACAGGGACGCACUAGAUCGACAACGGGACGAGCAGAUGACAUGGCAGCCUUACACAGCGGCUAAGAUGGAAGCUCUACCGCACAUAUGUACAUCGGGCCACGAGAUUUGGAGAUCGCGUUGUCCUCUUAUUUGCUUUGACAUCGUCGAGCUACAUCUCCCGGAUCGUGUCAUGCGUCAAUUCGGUUUGGAGCAGGUAAUUCCGCAAGCCUGUGACACCCAACGUCAACUACAUGCGAUCGAUCGGAGGACUGGGGACAAGAACUACCUCGUACGACAUAGAUCGCAUGUAGAUGCGUGGAACGACCGAGCAUCUACAUUGGUUGGAGGAGAUAACUUCACAGGUCAUAGCUCUGCUAUGUACAUGAGUUGGUACAGGCGCAUCUCCAUAUUACGCCUAACGAACAUCGCAUUUGCGCAGCCAGGAUCACAUUACCAUCCGACAUCUACGUUACUGGCUGAGCGCAUCCGAUCGGUGUUGAUACAAUGUAAUGACACGAUUCAAGGGGCCGCUACAUCGCCAGUUGACGUGGGCUAUCGGCUAUGUUCUCAGACCUUAGGAUCCAUUAAUGCGUCGUUGACCGAUGCAUUGAGUCAAGCGGGUUAUGAGUAA
Amaranthus tricolor (Joseph's coat) is the source of this 878-nucleotide messenger RNA. RefSeq names its product serine/threonine-protein phosphatase 7 long form homolog. NCBI's taxonomy places the organism in Eukaryota, Viridiplantae, Streptophyta, Magnoliopsida, Caryophyllales, Amaranthaceae. The record is from RefSeq and is a predicted model, not a curated record. Bases 39 to 878 code for a protein of 279 amino acids. The transcript has 4 exons.